CCGUGGAGACCACAGCGGCAGCAGCAGUAGAAACUGCAGCAGUGGACACCACAGCGAUGGAAGCGGUGGCGGUGGGAACCGCAACAGUGGGAACUAGAUUAGCAGCAGAUGAACAAGCAGUGACAGGACGAGCAACGGAGGCAACUUCCGUAGCAGAAACUGCUGGAGUGAAUCCCGGAGUUGAAACAGCAACAGUAGAAACUGCAGCAGUGGAGACCACAGCGGUGAAAGCGGCGGCGGUGGGAACCGCAACAGUGGGAACUGCAUUAGCAGCAGAUGAACAAGCAGUGACAGGACGAGCGCGAUGUGGGGAUAAAGAAGAAAGUGGGUGAUGCAAGGACCAUCGCAGCAUGCGUCGGAACCACUGAGAGACGGGUGACAUGUGUAGGAUAGCGACGUUGGCGGUAGCGUGUGUAGCAGGUCCAUCCUUUAGCGAGGGUUGGUGGGGAAUGGCCACGAGAAAGCAUGCGACGAGUGAGUGUUGUCGCUGCAGUUCGGAAGUCCUGCCAAUUAUUGCAGAUGCGUUCAAAUCUGGUCAAUUGCCCAGUGAACACACCUGCCGGUUGAUGGGAAGGGAUGUUGGAGGUAGCACUUGGAUAGCGAAUAACAGGGAAAUCCCAAGCAGCCGCUUUAUCAAACACGCUCAUGCGAAGCGAACCAUCAGAACAUACCCGUAGAUGCAUACCUAAAAAGGUACACGAGCCAUCUGUAGCCGUAGUUUCCUUCCAAUCAAGCCCAUAGUGCUCU
Molecule: messenger RNA, 747 nt
Organism: Chara braunii
Lineage: Eukaryota; Viridiplantae; Streptophyta; Charophyceae; Charales; Characeae
Source: the annotation of a GenBank genome assembly